Molecule: messenger RNA, 2726 nt
Organism: Mesocricetus auratus (golden hamster)
Lineage: Eukaryota; Metazoa; Chordata; Mammalia; Rodentia; Cricetidae
Gene: Rrm2b
Product: ribonucleotide reductase regulatory TP53 inducible subunit M2B
Exons: 9
Coding region: 190-1248 (352 amino acids)
Biological process (GO): deoxyribonucleotide biosynthetic process
Cellular component (GO): cytosol
Molecular function (GO): ribonucleoside-diphosphate reductase activity, thioredoxin disulfide as acceptor
Source: RefSeq, a predicted model, not a curated record
AAGCGAGCCUGGGCGGAGCCUCCGCCGGCAGCGCCCUCAGGGCUCCCGCGACGCCGGGCGGCCGCGGCUGGAGGGAGGUCGCGCAGUGCGGACGAGCUGCCAGCCUGGGUCAGUCAGUCAGGCCGUGCUCGCCACUGGCUCGCAGCGCUCAGCCCCUCGGCUCCGGGAGCUCUGGCGAGAGUCUGCGCGAUGGGCGACCCGGAAAGGCCGGAAGCGGCCGGGCCGGAGGAGGAUGAGCAGUUGUCUUCGGAUACGAAGGAAAAAGCUGCGGUGGUGAGUGAGGAAGAGCCGCUCCUGAGAAAGAGUUCCCGCCGCUUCGUCAUCUUCCCAAUCCAGUACCCCGACAUCUGGAAGAUGUAUAAACAAGCCCAGGCGUCCUUCUGGACCGCAGAAGAGGUUGACUUAUCCAAGGACCUCCCUCACUGGAACAAGCUUAAAUCAGAUGAGAAGUAUUUUAUCUCCCACGUGUUAGCCUUCUUCGCAGCCAGUGAUGGCAUUGUCAAUGAAAACUUGGUGGAGCGUUUCAGUCAGGAGGUACAGGUCCCAGAGGCUCGAUGUUUCUAUGGCUUCCAAAUUCUCAUCGAAAACGUUCACUCGGAGAUGUACAGUUUACUAAUAGAUACUUAUAUCAGAGAUCCAAAGAAAAGGGAAUUUUUGUUCAACGCAAUCGAAACAAUGCCAUACGUUAAGAAAAAAGCCGACUGGGCUCUGCGCUGGAUAGCAGACAGACAGUCUACUUUUGGGGAAAGAGUGGUAGCCUUCGCUGCCGUAGAAGGCGUCUUCUUCUCGGGGUCGUUUGCCGCUAUAUUCUGGCUGAAGAAGAGAGGCCUCAUGCCAGGACUCACUUUCUCAAACGAGCUCAUCAGCAGGGACGAGGGACUUCACUGUGACUUUGCUUGCCUGAUCUUUCAGUACUUGGUCAACAAGCCCUCGGAAGAAAGGGUCAGGGAGAUCAUUACUGACGCCGUUAAGAUCGAGCAGGAGUUUUUAACAGAAGCCUUGCCAGUUGGCCUCAUUGGAAUGAACUGUGUUUUGAUGAAACAGUAUAUUGAGUUUGUAGCUGACAGACUGCUUGUAGAACUUGGAUUCUCAAAGGUUUUUCAUGCAGAAAAUCCCUUUGAUUUUAUGGAAAACAUUUCAUUAGAAGGGAAAACAAAUUUCUUUGAGAAACGAGUUUCUGAGUAUCAGCGUUUUGCAGUCAUGGCGGAAACCACAGAUAAUGUCUUCACCUUGGAUGCAGAUUUUUAGAGCCCUCAUUUAGAAAAAUACCAUAGAAGCCGGGUAUGUUGGCACACGCCUUUAGUCCCAGCACUCAAGGGAAGCCAAGGCAGGUGGAGUUUGAAGACUGUCAGGGCUACAUAUAGAGAUCUGUCUCAAAACCAAAAUAGCAACAGCAAAAGGAAACUAACAAACAAAACCACAUAGAAACCUGUUGUUGGUAAAUAGCAAUUUAUUUUUCUGUCCUUUUGAUACUUUGAGUAUCUCAUUUAAGGGCAUGAGAGGUUGAAUAGAAAGAAGUCUAAAACUAAAUUCUAAACAACUGAAUUAUCUAAAUGCACUUCAGUUUAUUUAUACAAUGAGAAUGUGACCUAAAUGCCCUUUACUUCUUUGUGUGACCAAUGGCAGAUCAGUUAAUCACUGUAAACUUCAGGGCACUUAUCUGUAAAAUUUCUAUAAUCGGAGGUCCCAGAAGGGUAAGUACACAGAAGUGAGUUUUACCUCCAGUACCUUGACUACUAAGGAAUAUUAAUGAUAAGAUUAAUUGCAGUGGCAUUGUGAUGCAGUAUACUCCUCUCCAAAUUAAUUGUGAUUCUAGGUUAGAUGGAGAUUUGGAAUUCAUUAGAUUUUUGUGUUUUUAAUGCUUGCAGGAAGAAUAUAAGAAUAUGAAACCCUUAGAGAGGUCACGAUUCUCAUCAACCUCUUUGGAUUUCUCAAUCUGCAAUAAGAAUGUAGCUUGUAAUUGCUUAGGGUGGAAUAGUAGAGCCCAGAAGUUACCACGGCUGUGGACCUUUGUAAGCAAAGGGAUUCUUCUUCAGGAAUUAAAAAGAUAACCGUUGCCAGGUGCAGCCCUGGAAUGUUCAGAACCAGGACAGAUGUGCAGUUCCCAAAGCCUUGUAGGCUGUCCAGAGUGUUUGUGAUAGAAGAAGAGAUUUGGUGGUCAGCGGGUUUGGGAAAUGCUGCACACUCCUUCCCUUCUGAGAGCGCACUUCCUCAGCACAGAGCUGGGGAGGUGCUCACCUGGCUGCCCACAGGUACUCAAAGAGCCUGGGGACACUCGCACAGCCAGGGAGGGCCCUGGUCACUUAUACAGGCUGAAGAGGGAAGCAGCAGGGAGUAUUGAGCCGUUUCAGAUUUAUGCCAAUCUGAGAAAGCUAUGUAAGGUUGACUUCAUGAGUGUCUUUAUACUUUUUAAAAUCUCUUUACAAUGUUACAAAGGAAUGUUCUUUUAGGGAAGCUGCGUGUGCUGCAGAGUAGACGAUGAGGGAGAUGGAAGUCUGUAGGAAAGACGGGGAAAAGUCUAGGAGCCAGGGCACCUGGGCGGCGUGCACCUCCUCGUUUUCAGAGAGCAUCGAGAGGAAGCCUGAGCCCCGCCAAACCCUGGUUCCCACUCAGUGAGGGCCGAGUCCAGAUCCCUAGCCCCCACAUGGAAACCAUAGCAGCACACACUCAUACAUGCACACUCAAACGCCACACACGAAGUACAAAUAAAAGUCUGGAAGCCGAAA